CCGCGCGCCUCGGCGUCAGGGGCAUGGAGGAGCGGCGGGCUCGGAGCCGCGCCCCGGAGUCCCCGAAACUUCCGAGCAGGCGCUGGUCCGCGCCGCUGCAGCCGCCGCCGCCGCUUCACCUGCCGGCCUGAGAGCGGGACCAUGGAUGAAAGGUUCAACAAGUGGCUGCUGACGCCGGUGCUCACUCUCCUCUUCGUGGUCAUCAUGUACCAGUACGUGUCCCCCUCCUGCACCAGCUCCUGUACCAACUUCGGGGAGCAGCCCCGCGCGGGGGAGGCCCGCCCGCCGGCCGCCCCGAGUCCCGCCCGCCGGGCACAGGCGCCGCCGGAGGAGUGGGAGCGGCGGCCCCAGCUGCCGCCGCCUCCCCGGGGGCCGCCCGAAGGGACGCAGGGGGUUGCGGCGCCGGAGGACGAAGAAGAGGAGCCGGGGGACCCAGAGGAGGAGGAGGAGGAAGAGGAAGAGGAGCCGGACUCCGAGGCCCCCGAAAACGGGUCCCUGCCCCGGUUUGUGCCGCGCUUCAACUUCACCCUGAAGGACCUGACUCGCUUCGUGGAUUUCAACAUUAAAGGGCGCGACGUGAUCGUGUUCCUGCACAUCCAGAAGACCGGGGGCACUACGUUCGGCCGGCACCUGGUGAAGAACAUCCGGCUGGAGCAGCCCUGUAGUUGCAAAGCCGGCCAGAAGAAGUGCACCUGCCACCGGCCCGGCAAGAAGGAGACGUGGCUCUUCUCCCGCUUCUCCACCGGCUGGAGCUGCGGGCUGCAUGCAGACUGGACAGAGCUCACCAACUGCGUGCCGGCCAUCAUGGAGAAGAAGGACUGUCCCCGCAACCACAGCCACACCAGGAAUUUCUAUUACAUCACAAUGUUGCGGGAUCCAGUGUCACGUUACCUGAGCGAAUGGAAACACGUCCAGAGAGGGGCCACGUGGAAAACCUCUCUCCAUAUGUGUGAUGGAAGAAGCCCCACCCCAGACGAGCUGCCCACCUGCUACCCUGGGGACGACUGGUCUGGGGUCAGCUUGCGGGAGUUCAUGGACUGCAGCUACAACUUGGCCAAUAACCGCCAGGUGCGCAUGCUGGCCGACCUCAGCCUGGUGGGCUGCUACAACUUGACUUUCAUGAACGAGAGCGAAAGGAACACCAUCCUGUUGCAGAGCGCGAAGAGCAACCUGAAGAACAUGGCCUUCUUCGGGCUCACCGAGUUCCAGAGGAAGACACAGUUUCUCUUUGAGAGGACAUUCAACCUCAAGUUCAUCUCCCCCUUCACGCAGUUCAACAUCACGCGGGCUUCCAACGUGGAGAUCAACGAGGGCGCCCGCCAGCGCAUCGAGGAGCUGAACUUCUUAGACAUGCAGCUUUACGAGUUUGCAAAAGAUCUCUUCCAGCAGCGCUACCACCACGCCAAGCAGCUGGAGCACCAGAGGGACCGCCAAAAGCGGCGGGAGGAGCGGAGGCUGCAGCGGGAGCACCGGGCCCACCGGUGGUCCAAAGAGGAUGGAGCCACAGAGGGGACUGUGACGGAGGACUACAACAGCCAGGUGGUGAGAUGGUGACCCCCUGCCCACUCCUCCUUCGGGAGGGGAGGUGAGCAGGUGCACUGACCGCCUGCUGGAGAAGGUGGGCCAUUCCGAGGACCUCUGGCUUGAUGUGGCUGAAUGUGGACAUCGCUUCCUCUUGGUCUUCGUUUUUACCCAGCUGGAGAUUGUGGGCCUUGUUCGUUUUUUCUUGACGUUUUCAAUCAGUGACUUAAGUAGGGUAGGAAUGCAUCCUACAGAGACCACAUUUGAGGGGGAAGGAGAAGAAGCCGCUGAAGGAAGGGGUCUGUGUGAUCUUUGCAGCAUCGCAGGCGAUCCUUGGGGAACCCACAGAGACGCACGUGGAAAGCCCUGGCUUGGAUGUUCUGCUGAACCUGGUCUGUUUCACACUGUCUCUGUCGUGGAAAUAUUAGUCUUUUAAAGUGAGAGGAAGGGAAAGAGGCUUCUGUCCUGAGACGAGGUUCUACGCCAAGCCUCCCCUGACUGCUGGUUCUCGUCUUUGAACUCUGUUUGAAUGCUGUUUUGAUCAUAAGUAAUGUGUUUCGUUGCUGCAGUUGUUUUUCAACAAAAUCACUAACCAUCUCUAGAGACCCACAUCCCACCAACCCCGGCACCCGGGCUCUGAGCCAGGCUUCCUCCUCACCCUUUAGGAGACAGGGGGUGGACACGGGGCAGGGGUGGCUGUGGCUGAGAGAUGAACCUUGGUGGGGUUUUAGGGCACUGCUUAUUUACUGGCACCUGAGGGCAUCACACUGUAC
Sciurus carolinensis (gray squirrel) is the source of this 2294-nucleotide messenger RNA. RefSeq names its product heparan sulfate 6-O-sulfotransferase 3 (gene Hs6st3). The coding region runs from base 142 to 1554 and encodes 470 amino acids. The transcript is spliced from 2 exons. Gene Ontology annotation, cellular component: membrane. Gene Ontology annotation, molecular function: heparan sulfate 6-sulfotransferase activity. NCBI's taxonomy places the organism in Eukaryota, Metazoa, Chordata, Mammalia, Rodentia, Sciuridae. The record is from RefSeq and is a predicted model, not a curated record.